AUUAUGAUUGUGACAUAAUUUCCUCUUCUCUCAAUAAUAGUAAAAUUCAAACUUAAAUGUAUUAAUAACAUAUUUGUUCAUUAAUAACUAUUUUUUAAUUGAUUACAAUCAUGUUUUAAUUUAUUGAAGUAGUCAUAAAAGAAAAAGAUGAUGAAUAAGCUUCAAAACACCGUAAAAUAUUUACGGUUAAUAAAUCUCAAAACAUCACUAAAUACUAUUAAAGAAUGUCAACCGGCAAGAUAUCCUAUGGAAAAAUGUUUAAUAUCCAAAGCGAAAACCUUAUCCUUCGCACCGAGAGGUUUAACAGUGGAAAUAGCUGAUAACAAUAAUAUUGUGAACAAAAUUAGACAGGAUCCUAUUCCAUACGUUCCUAUUAUUAACCCUCGUUCUAUUUUGCCUUUGAUUGAAUCAAAUUGGAGGAAAGAUGAGAUUGGUUUACCAGCGAUACAGAAGGAGGAAAUUCAAGCAAUUAGGUUAAUUGUAAUUAGAAGGAAAAAGAUGAAGAAACAUCAGCGUAGAAAGCUGUGGAAGAGGAUGAGACACCGCUGGGCACGGGUGAGGCAACAUCGUCGUCAACACAAAGAGAAAGUUUUCCAGAACAGCCUUCUGGCUAUGGUUAAAGAGGCCAAUGACUUUUCAGCUGAACAAUAUGUUGCUGAGAAGCUGAAGAAGGUGAACCACACACCAUUACCAACUCGGUGGAGACACAAGCGUCUUCCUGCAUUCAUCAUCAGACAAUUACUGGGAAUAGACAAGAAAAUCAAUUAUAAACACACUGAUGUGUACAAGGCAUAAUUUGUAAACAGUUAAAUGUGUAUAUGACUUUAUAUUCAAUGAUAAAGAAGUUGCAUUUUUAAUUUUCAAUAUUUGAAAUUAGAAUAAAGAACAUAGUAUCACUUCACACUCUGAUUGUCUAUUUUUUUUUUAAUGCUACAGAAAUUUAGUAAACAGCUUUGCAUCUAUAAAUCUUUCUAAUCUGUGUACAAAUGUAAACAUACAAUAUGAUACUGUGGCAUAGCCAUAACCUAAUACACUAAACAAAAAUUAGGUCUAUGAAAAAAGGCUGUUUUUUUGUAAUUUUAACAUUUUUAGUAUCUGAAAUUUCUGAACAUAAUAUUGCAAAACUCAUAUUACAGAAGCAAUAGUAAGAAUGAAUAAGUUAUUUAGUUUUA
This is a messenger RNA of Achroia grisella, 1172 nucleotides long. RefSeq lists its product as uncharacterized. The transcript is spliced from 3 exons. NCBI's taxonomy places the organism in Eukaryota, Metazoa, Arthropoda, Insecta, Lepidoptera, Pyralidae. The record is from RefSeq and is a predicted model, not a curated record. The coding region runs from base 148 to 795 and encodes 215 amino acids.